CGAGUUCUUCGGCGGUGGGCGGUUGAUUCAUAAUUAACUGCCGAAGCUCCCAGUCAGGGGCUUCUCGAAGCUCCCGGCAGCCGGCAUUGGUUUCAUACAACAUUCGUAGCAACAGAAGGAGCCAAUCACAGAACAGAUCACCGCUGACUGCGUAUUUUGAACUGUGUACAAACGGACAGGACUGAGAACAGGCAGAGAGGUGAUGCUUCGCUCCUCUCUGUUAUGAAUUUUGGUUGUUUGAAGCUAUCCAGAAAUAAUCGCGACAAAGAGGAAUUUUACGAUGAGAAAGAGCGAGGUGCUGGCAGCAGAGGCUGUGUCAUGCCUGAAUAAAGCCCUGUGCCACCUGAAGGACAUCUGGGAGGAAAUCGGUAUCCCCGAGGAUCAGAGACUGCAGAGAACUAAUGUUGUCAAGAACCACAUAAAGAACUUACUAGAUAUGAUGAUCAAAGAAGAGGAAUCUCUGAAGAAGAGGCUCAUAAACAGCAUUCAGAUAUGCAGGACAGAAAUGGAGAAACUCUGCCUGGAGCUUCAACUGCCUGUGUUUGAGGAGGAGAAUGGGAUCAGCAUGCUGCAGCAGGAGAAGAACAUCCGCACACAGGUGGAGGCUCUAAUGAAGGAGAAGACUCAGCGGAAGCAGCAGCUGAAGGUUCUGCUGGAGCAGGACCAGGACCUGUGUGAUGUCCUGUGCUCCAUGCCUUAUGGCAUCGCUCCAGACUCUGUCCCCACACCGGAUCAACUGGAGAGCUUCAGCCAGCAUAUUGUUAACCAGAACGCAGAGAAGGUGAGGCGGUAUGCUGAGUUCAUGGACCUCAAAAGGCAGAUCACCUUGCACAUGGAGGAGCUGGACUACAUCCCAGAGACCAGCUUUGAGAAUGACGUCAUCUGUGAGGAUGAGGACUCUUUUUGCCUUUCCAGAGACAAUAUCGCGGCACUCAAACUGCUGGUUUGUCAGCUUGAGGAACGUAAGGCAGAGAAUGAAGCUAUGUGUGAGGCUCACAGAGAGAAGAUCCAGCGGUUGUGGGACAGACUGCAGGUGCCCCAGGAGGAGAGGGACGCCUUCAACGAACACAUGGUCAUGUCCAAAAAGAGGAACCUGGAGGCGUUGCAAGCAGAAAUUCAACGUCUGGAGGAGCUCAAACUACUAAACGUCCGCAAUGUCACAGAUGCCCUCCGCUCCGAGAUUGCUGUGUUUUGGGAAAAGUGUUUCUUCAGCACUGACCAGCGGCAGGCAUUUUCUCCGUAUUUCAGUGAGGCUUUUACCGAAGAGCUGCUGAGUCUGCAUGAUGCUGAGAUCCAGAGGCUGAAGCAGCAUUAUGAGGACCACAAAGAGCUUUUUGACGGAGUUCACCAGUGGGAAGAAAGCUGGAGACUCUUCCUUGAGCUGGAGAAUAAAGCCACAGAUCCGACAAGAUUCACUAACAGAGGAGGGAACCUUCUCAAAGAGCAGAAACAGAGGUCUGAGCUGCAGAAAAGUCUGCCCAAGCUUGAAAAGAAACUAAAAGCCCAGACUGAUGCAUGGGAAAAUGAACAGAAUCAGGAGUUUCUGGUAAACGGUCAGAAGUUUCUACAGUAUGUGGAGAAACAGUGGGAGCUGCACCGAAUAGAGAAAGAGAAGGAGAAACAAGAGAGGCAUCUAAAAAAAAGCAAACAGACCGAGGAGGACAUGCUGUACGGGACAACAGUGCGAACCCCCACCAAACGCAGAUUCCUUUGCACUACUACCCCAAAUAAAUCCAGAAAGCUCAACGUGACUUCGAGCAUUUCCAGUGCCACCUCUUACAGCAACAGCCGCUCUGUGUAUGGUGGAACUGUGUGUCGCUCACCUGUGUCCCGCCCACCUCUCUCAGCAAACAAGGUGCCAGUAGCAAUGACGCCAGGUGGCAGUAAAUCCCCCCACCCACUACUGCAUGGCUGUAACAAGGAGAACAAAGCCCAGCUAAAGGGGAGCCCUCUGAGUGGUGCGUUGCUGACCCCUGCAGGUCCACAGCGUAACUUCAGCAUAGCCUCUGUUGCCAGCACAUAUUCAGAGUUUGUGAGGAACUUGGUCAACCCUGAAUCUGUUCAAGGUGUGUUUGGAAUCCUUAAACUGUCGAGACCUGUCCAAGGCCUCUAACGCCAAGAUCCAGCACAACAUCCUGAACUCCACCUCCACUAACCUUUGACCUCUCCACUCUGUGGGGGACUGCGUCAGAUAUCACAGUAGUCCUUUCAACGAAGUUCUGAUCUCCUUUAAAAUAGAUCAUUGGCUUUCACUGCCAUCUACUUUUAUAUGUAAAUGAAGGUCAUAAUAUAUUGAGUGUUAAAACAGUGAUAAACGAGUACGAUCACUGUAAGAGGAAAAAUCUGUUUGUAUCAGCAGUUAAACUAACACUACUUGGGCUCUUAAUUUUUGAGAUGUAAUAAAUGUCUGCAUUUUAUACGGCACAUUUAAAAAAACAAAGAGAGAAAAAAGAAAGAACGAAAGAA
Messenger RNA from Epinephelus moara (kelp grouper), 2466 nucleotides. It is a transcript of the gene prc1b, whose product is annotated as protein regulator of cytokinesis 1b. Lineage: Eukaryota; Metazoa; Chordata; Actinopteri; Perciformes; Serranidae. Gene Ontology annotation, biological process: mitotic spindle midzone assembly; microtubule cytoskeleton organization. Gene Ontology annotation, cellular component: cytoplasm; mitotic spindle midzone; spindle. Gene Ontology annotation, molecular function: microtubule binding. The coding region runs from base 281 to 2113 and encodes 610 amino acids. The record is from RefSeq and is a predicted model, not a curated record. The transcript is spliced from 15 exons.